UGCGCGUACAUACAUGGCGUGUACACAGCUGACGCUGAAUAACAUAAUGCAAAUGCAAGGUGCUAUGGAGUCUUUUCUUGACGUAUCAAAAGUUGCUUUGUCCAACUUGUCACAUCAAACAAUUCGUGUUAUCCUGGGAAAUCAAACCUGUGACUUGGAUUCUGCUGUAUGCACUCUGGUGAAAGGACUGUUAGAGUAUGUCAACGCUAAGAAACAUGGAAAGACCGAUCUAGCUGUGAUACCAAUUCUAAAUAUUCCACAGGAGAAUUUUAGCAUCAAAACUGAAGUAGUUUACUGGCUGCUAUCUCAUAAUAUCCAACAGAAUUUAUUGACAUUUAGAGAUCAGAUAAAUUUGCAUAACCUGCAGAACAAUACUGACAAGAAAUUGGAGCUGAUCCUAGUUGAUCAUCAUACUCUCCCAAAUGAAGAUGUUGCAUUGAAACCUUCAGUAAUAACAAUUAUUGAUCACCGACCAUUAGAUCCAACCUGGUCAUGGCCUGAUACACUAUUAAACAUAGAAAUUGUUGGAAGCUGUGCAAGCCUUAUCACACGAGACAUACUCCAAGAAAAUCUUGAUAUAUUGGAUACUCAGGUUGCAAGCCUUUUGAGAGGUCCAAUUUUGGUUGAUACCUACAAUAUGUCAGCUAAGGGUAAUCGAGUGACUGCCACUGAUAUCAAUGCAUUAAAUAAACUUGAGCAACUUGGUAGACUCACAUCUGAUAGAACCAAGAUAUUUAAUGAGAUUAUGAAAGCAAAAAAGGAUAUCAGCAAAUUGACUGUCAAAGAACUUAUGGUUAAGGAUCUAAAAGUAACAAGUGAUGUGCCCAUUGCAGUUUUCCCUCUUUUAGUGGAGGAUCUUCUCAUACGAAAGAAUGCAGAAGAGAUGAUUGAAAAGUUUUGCAUUGAUAGAAAUUGUACUGUCGUCGUUCUCAUUGGUCUUGAUGUGAGCGACAAACAUAUGUCUAAAGAUAUUGCGGUCUUUUCCACGUUAUGCAAUCAAUUAGGAAAUGACAUUAUUGAAGCAUUAACUUCUUCUACACAACCACGCUUGGAUAUAGAGCUAAUCAAAGAGAUUCGAAAAGAAAGAUACAAUAUCUGCUUAUAUAAAUUAGGGAAUUUAGAGGUAACACAAAAAUGCAUACUUCCACUCGGCAUGGAAGAAGGAAAGAUCCCAGAUGAAGCGAUUACGGCGUCGUCCAGUUACGAAAUGAAAUCUGUGGGCCCCCAAAAUGCAAGAAUACGACAAGAGAAGAACGGCGGUGCUUGGUGUCCGAAAGCUCAGAUCAGUAGCGCGAUACGUGAAUACUUAGAGAUUGAUCUGACGAGAAGCCAUCUCAUCACGUGGACCGAGACUCAAGGCCGAUUUGGUAAUGGUCAGGGUCAGGAAUACGCUGAGGCGUUCUUCCUGGAAUAUUGGCGACAUGAAAAGUGGCAUCAGUAUAAAGAUUUGAAAGGGAACAAGAUUCUACGUGGUAACAGCAAUACAUAUCUAGUUGAAAAGCAGAAGUUAGAUUUGCCGUUCGUCGCGAGUCGAGUGAGAUUCGUCCCUUACAGUCAACACCCGCGCACUGUUUGCAUGAGAGUCGAGAUUUAUGGCUGCAUCUGGAAUCAAGAUAUGGUCAGUUACACUGCGCCUAAAGCUGAUAAAAACGGACCUAAUGGGUGCAACGUUGAGGACACGUCGUACGACGGCACGGAGAUAGAAAGACUAAUGUUGAACGGGUUAGGACAAUUGACUGACGGCAUUGUCGGAAGCGAAAUUGAGAUCCUACAAUCCGAUAGAAUAACCAACUGGGUUGGAUGGCGCGAUCGAGAUUAUGUCGAAUUGCUCUUCGAAUUUCAAGUCGCGCGGAAAUUUGCAAACUGCACGAUUCACGUAGCCGAUCUGUCCGAAUUGCGUAUCCAGAUGUUCUCGACGGUAACUUUCUGGUUUUCCUCGGACGGCAAGCAAUAUUCAGAAACGCCGGAAACAUUUAACAAUCCUAAGAUGAAUAUCAAUCUCGAUAGCGGCAGCAGCAAAAAUAGCGCUUCGGUAACUAUUCCGUUACAAUCGAGAAUCGGCAAAUUUAUCAAAGUGGAAUUGAAGCCUGAAGCGAGGUGGUUGUUGUUGAGCGAGAUCACGUUCAUAAUAGUUCCAGACGUGAAGAAUAAUACCGACGGAGCAUUGGAACGAUUAUCAUGGAUAUAUUCCAACAACAAUGAGAACAUAUCCCAAACGAUUAAUCAGGAUCAGUUGGCGAAAAUAAAACGCAUCGAGGACAAAGAGGACGAGAUCGACGAAGUGGACACUCAAGACGUGAAUAAGAUCAGAGGUGAAACUGGCGACGAGGCAAGAAUAAAUGUCAAACAUGGACGUACAGCGACUGGAAAGACGAAGAAUGAUUUCAACGAUACGAGUUUACUGAACGAUUCAAACCUAACGCCGGAUGCCUUCCCCGUGAAUAAUUCGCAGACUUACAUCGGGCUAAUCAGCGCGGCGUUAACUGUGAUCGCCUUCUUCUCAAGCUGCACAAUUUUCUUGAUGAAGCAGAGAGGGCGUAAUAAAGUGGCAUUACUACAGAAGCACACCGCGUUGCUGUGCAGCUCGCCAGCACCGGGUAUUACGAUUAAUACGAAGGACAUGAAAUUACCCACGCCAAUCGUGGUGAACAAUCUAUCUCAAUCCAGAUUAUCCUUGAAGAGCAAGAUUGCCUCUAACGGCGAUUACAAGUUUGGCGACGCUGACGCAGGCGAACAGCACAGCGCUUGUGAGAAGAUCAAUAAAAUACCCUCGGAACAAUACGUCAAAUGCGAGGCCAGGUCGAGUUAUAAAACGGAGCAUUUCGAUGUUAAAAACGGCGAAAAUUUUGCCGAUGAAACGCGAGCAGAAUGCGGAAUAAUACCAACGACGGCGAAAAAAUUGAAUCACUCGCAAGCGGGAAAGAUUAAUCAGAGAGUGUAUGAGAGUUAUUACGCAGCUACGGACAUCCUAACGAUAAAAAGGCGCGAACAAAAUCCUGCUGCGAGUCUUUUCACACCACUACUCAUUCGGGAUUCAGUUUUAUCGUACAAACGCGGGACCCACGACGUUCAGCGUGUUUCUCGGCAUAGAUUAAGAAUCCUCGAUAAACUCGGCGAGGGAAACUUUGGUCUGGUUCAUCUGUGUGAAGCAAAAGGCAUUCAAAAUCCAGAUCUAGGCAUUCUGCAAAACCGUCAAGUAGUGAUAGUGCGGUCCUUGUGGCGCGGCGUUGUCGACGCUUUAAGGGAGGAUUUCAUGAGCGACAUGCAUAUCUUGGCUGAAAUUCGCGACAUUAACAUUGCCAGAAUAAUCGCAAUCGUCGAAGAAGAACCAUUUAGUGCCAUUUUCGAAUAUGGAGAACUUGGGGAUCUAUCCAGUUUUCUAAAGAGCCGUGAUUGCGACGCACCGAUAAGUUACGAGUGCUCGUUAAAUCUGGUCGCGCAAAUCGCUUCAGGCAUGAAGUAUCUCGAGAGCUUGAACGUGCCGCACUGCGAUCUGGCAGCCAGGAAUUGUAUUGUCUGCAAAGAUCUACUGAUCAAAGUGUCCGACCAAGCUAUGUACUGCAGCAAAUACGACGGCGAGUAUUACGUUGAUGAGUGUUACGCGAAGAUACCGUUACGUUGGAUGGCAUGGGAAGCGGUCAUAUCGGGAAAACGAAGCUGUCAGUCCGACGUCUGGUCGUACGGCGUGACAGUUUGGGAGGUGUUGACGCGCUGCGAGGACGUGCCGUACGCCGAUCUGACUUCGGAACAGGUGUUGGAGAAUUGCGGUCUAUGGUACCACUCGUCGGACGGCGGUAAGAGCAAACGUCCGCGGCUUCUCGAGCAGCCGAUGUUCUGCACGGACGAUCUGUACCGGCUGAUGCUGAGGUGUUGGUGCAAACGCGCAGACGAUCGGCCCAGUUUCCAGGAGAUUCAUUGCUACCUCAAGAAGCUGACUUUGGAUUAAAAACGCAGACUCGCCACUUUUGAACGCGAGCGCAUUUAGCGGCGGGCGUACGGAGACGGGGCGACACCAUGCAUGCUCCAGCAGCGGCGCGGACCAAAUCGAUUACAAUCAGCUAAGAAGCAUCCUGAGAUUGCUUUCUUACCGCUUUUUGCGCACGAACGGCCACAAACUAAUAUCGCAAAUCGUCGCAGUCGUUGAAGAUGCCUAAAACACAUCAACGUGGGAUGCUCUCUGGCCACUAAUCUUACUGCUCAACUAGAUUUAUCUAAUUUGAUUAUACGAAUAAGUAUAGGUUAAUGAUAUAAUGAUAAACAAAAAAAAAAAGGAAUUCAACGCGACGGAUAAUCGCAUACAGAUUUCUCGUAAUACUCUAUGCCAAGAAAUAACCCGGGGAUGAUCUUCGACGAUUAUUUCUGCACUUGAAAUACGCGUGUAAUUUCGUGCGAAGAAAUGAUUCAUCUAGGUUUAUUGAUUUACAUAUCUUUCCUACGCUUAUAUAUGUGAUACUUAUUAUCGGUUACUUUUAGGAAGAUCGUUCUCUAUUCUUUCCAAUGUCCUUUACCCCGGCCAAUCGUAGUAAAAUCGCGACACGAACAAACUUUGCAGCAAGUUAUUCCACUUAAUGCGGACCUUGCGCAAAGUUUAGCCAUUUUGUCAGGGCUGGGUACUUUAUAUCAUCGUGAGAAUUCGUUGCAUAUAGCAGAAACAAAGUAUUAUACAUAAAAUCGACAUAGAGCGAGCGUUAUUACUUGAUUACGUCGAUAUGUGUAACUUGAAAACGCAUUGCGAUUAAUGAAGGAUGACAAUCAGUUUUGCUCACCUACUCGUAUGUACUUAUUUUACGAAGUACUAUCAUGAUAUAUACUCGUAUUGAAUCUGUUCGUUGCGACGAUCGAUUCAGCUUAUCUAUCUUAGGAGAAAGGUGGAUCGUUUGAUCUUCAAUUAAAUUUCGCAAUGAUGCAAGAUUUAAAUAUAGAGGAAUACUCUUCCAUAUAUCCUUUCUUAUAUAUAUCUCUCUUAAACUAAGUCAUCAAUUUUUAUUCAAAGAUAUAUAUAUAUAUAUAUAUAUAUAUAUAUAUAUAUAUAUAUAUAUAUAGUAUUUUUCGCGGAAUGUAUUUUAAAACAUGAGUGCUUUUUGCGGAUCGUGUUAUUGCGCGUCGUAAAUUCUUCGAGAGACUUUAUAGAGCGAAAUUGUGCCAAUUCAAGCGUUCUGUGCCAAAGGAAUAACCGAUAUUCGAAAGAACGCAUUUCAAGAUGGAUACGAGGCCUCAGUUUUAACAUACAUUCUGUAAUAAUAACGAUAUUAAUACUAAGAGAACAAUGAAAGGAGCAAGAGAGCAAAAUACGAGGAUCACAAUUACGAUAAUUGGAGUAUAAACAACGACGAUAAUAACGAUUAUGGUAAACGCGUACAAUUUUAGAUUAUAUAUGUUUAUAACAUAUUUGACAGAUGUAACGUUUAAUUAAAUCAAAUUUGUAAUAUCA
Molecule: messenger RNA, 5431 nt
Organism: Odontomachus brunneus
Lineage: Eukaryota; Metazoa; Arthropoda; Insecta; Hymenoptera; Formicidae
Product: discoidin domain-containing receptor 2-like
Exons: 20
Coding region: 14-3946 (1310 amino acids)
Biological process (GO): multicellular organism development; cell surface receptor protein tyrosine kinase signaling pathway; protein phosphorylation
Cellular component (GO): cytoplasm; signaling receptor complex
Molecular function (GO): pyrophosphatase activity; protein tyrosine kinase collagen receptor activity; collagen binding
Source: RefSeq, a predicted model, not a curated record